AUGAAGAGCAAGAUCUUUUAUCAGGAUUUAGGAGUUACCCUUGGCUGUCCAAGGAAGUGUGUCACUGUGGGACUGGGGUUCAGAAGUGCUGCCUCUUCCGGUCUCUUUGGCCUCAGCGGCAGCAGCAAGAUUACGAAAGGGACGUCAUCCUUUGGAAAGCGUCGCAACAAGACGCACAUGCUUUGCCGCCGCUGCGGCUCCAAGGCCUACCACCUUCAGAAGUCGACCUGUGGCAAGUGUGGCUACCCGGCCAAGCGCAAGAGAAAGUAUAACUGGAGUGCAAAGGCUAAAAGACGAAACACUACCGCGACUGGGCAGAUGAGGCACCUGAAAAUUGUCUAUCGAAGAUUCAGACAUGGAUUCCGUGAAGGGACAACACCUAAACCCAAGAGGACAGCUGUUGCAGCAUCCAGUUCAUCUUGAGGAAUUUCAGUCAGUCAUAAAAUAAAUGUUCUGGUUUCAAAAGAAAAAAAAAAAA
Peromyscus maniculatus bairdii (prairie deer mouse) is the source of this 478-nucleotide messenger RNA. The record is from RefSeq and is a predicted model, not a curated record. Lineage: Eukaryota; Metazoa; Chordata; Mammalia; Rodentia; Cricetidae.